Molecule: messenger RNA, 2241 nt
Organism: Penicillium waksmanii
Lineage: Eukaryota; Fungi; Ascomycota; Eurotiomycetes; Eurotiales; Aspergillaceae
Product: SulP family inorganic anion transporter
Exons: 5
Coding region: 1-2241 (746 amino acids)
Biological process (GO): transmembrane transport
Cellular component (GO): membrane
Molecular function (GO): sulfate transmembrane transporter activity
Source: RefSeq, a predicted model, not a curated record
AUGUCAUCCGAAUCGAGUCCACUCCUCCGGCAGGAGUCCGAUGCUCGCCGUACUCUGCAGGAACGGAUUGUCGACGUCUUCCGCCCCAAUAGCCGUUCAAGAUCCCCGGCGGGUUUUGAAUCUGCUGGCCAGGGAAUACACAGCACCCAAGGUCUCGGGAUUACCAGCGAUUCGCACGUCAGAGCUCGCCUUUUGGAAUCGUACGAUAGCUCGGACCCGGCAUCUGAUCGACAAUCCUACCUGGGGACCGCCGGUGGUCAGUUUGGAUACGGUGGUAUCGGAAAUUCUGGCACAGCCUCAGGUGGAGACGAUCCGUUGGGGUCCCGCCCAGAGUCGGAGUAUACGUCGCAGAUGAAGUCGUCUACCUCGGCACUGUCUAUGAAUGAGCAUAAAAAAUUGUACAUUUCCUACUAUAUCCCUUUCUUCAACUGGAUUGGACAAUACCGAUGGGAAUUCCUUCGCGGAGACCUCAUAGCUGCUAUUACCGUCUCCUCCAUCUACAUCCCGAUGGCCUUGUCCUUGGCGUCCAAUCUUGCCCACGCACCUCCCGUCAACGGACUGUAUUCGUUCGUCAUUCACCCUUUUGUUUAUGCCAUCCUGGGGAGUUGCCCUCUCUUGGUCAUCGGCCCCGAAGCGGCCGGCUCGCUUCUCACUGGUGCCAUUGUGAAGGCAUGUGUUCUUAACAAGGACUCCGACGACAAUGGGGCCGAGCACGCUAUUGUGAUUGGAAUAUCGACAGCGAUGAGCGGUGCUAUGAUUCUAUUGGCAGGAUUGACCCGACUAGGAUUUUUGGACAAUGUCCUUAGUCGGCCUUUUCUUCGCGGGUUUAUCACAGCUAUUGGUUUUGUGAUCUUCGUAGACCAAUUGAUCCCUGAAUUGGGCCUUGCAGAAAUUGCAAAAGAUGCGGGAGUCAGCCAUGGUACUUCAGUUAACAAGCUGUCAUUCAUUGUGCGUCACGGCAGAGAGUGCCAUGCGCUCACGGCGAUUGUCUCCCUGGUUAGCUUUUCUGUCAUCAUGAUAUUCCGAACGUUGAAAAAGUGGAUGAUGCCACGAUUCCCCAAAGUGAUUUACUUCCCAGACAGAUUCAUAGUCGUUGUGUUGUCGGCGAUUCUUGCCUGGAGUUUGGACUGGGAAUCAAAAGGACUCGAACUUCUUGGACAAACCGAAAGCUCUGGCAGCUUGUUCGAAUUCAACUGGCCAUUCCGCUUUGAGCAUAUGGAUCACAUUCGCACAGCAAUGAGCAAAACAUUCAUUAUCACCCUCCUCGGCUUUUUCGAGUCAUCGGUUGCGGCUAAGGGCCUGGGUGAUAGCCAGCCCGAUGGGAUCCAAGGUAUGCACAUGAGCGCCAACAGAGAAAUGGUGGCCCUUGGUGUUGCGAACUUUAUUGGUGGCUGUUUCAUGGCUCUACCUGCCUUUGGCGGGUAUGGUCGAAGCAAGGUCAAUGUUCAAACUGGAGCACGCUCCCCGAUGAGUAGUAUCUUCAUCAGUAUCAUCACUCUGGUGGCAAUUCUUGUGCUUCUACCUUAUCUCUACUAUCUUCCGAAAGCCGUUCUCUGCUCCAUGAUCUCAGUUGUGGCUUAUUCCCUUGUAGAAGAAUGCCCCCACGAUCUAAUUUUCUUCUUCCGUCUUCGAGGAUGGACAGAACUGACCCUGAUGCUCCUUAUCUUCACCACAACAAUCUUCUAUUCCCUUGAAUUAGGCAUGGCUUUCGGCAUUGGCCUCUCUGUCGUCAUCCUCAUUCGACACGCGACCAAGCCUCGGAUCCAAAUUCUGGGCAAGAUUCCCGGGCCCGCAGCCCGCUUCGAAAAUGCUGAGCUGCAUCCCGAUAAUGUGGAGCUCAUCGAGGGAGCUCUCAUUGUCAAGAUUCCCGAACCUCUCACUUUUGCCAACACGGGCGAUCUCAAGAACCGUCUUCGUCGCCUGGAGUUGUAUGGUUCCAGCCGGGCGCACCCUGCUCUGCCACGCAUGCGUGCGCCGGAACAUAACAAAAACAUAAUUUUUGAUGUGCACGGCGUGACAAGCAUCGAUGGGUCUGGAACUCAGGUACUGUACGAGAUCGUCCAAUCAUACAGGGAUAAGGGUGUUCGAGUCUUCUUCAGUCGAGUACCCAACGACAGUGUGUUCCUCAUGUUCGAACGGAGUGGCAUCGUUGAACAAUGCGGCGGUUUGACACACUUUGUGCCCCAAGUCGAUGAAGCUCUUCAAAUGGCAGAGACUGAAAAUCGGACGGACAUCAUCUAG